UAAUUCUUUUUGAGUGAAGAAAAACGAAUACGGGGAGCUCUAAUCCCCCGCUCUCUCGUACGUCUCCUAGCCGAUUACGAGAGAGUAUCCGAAUGUAGUGGAGAUCUGAGUACCGUUUAACAAACGUAUCUUGAAGGAUAAAAUGCUUCCUCGUAAGAAAAGUUUUUAAUGAACAUUUUAUUCGUUAAAAUGAUUUGGAAAAGAGAGAAAAUCGUUCGAUCGUGAUGCGCGUUGUCGCGGUCUCGCCGAAUCUUCGGAAAAAAUUGUCUCGUAUCGAGAGCUUUUCCAAGGAGAUAUUACUUUGAUCUAAAGUUUCAAUAUUUCAAUCUGUUAAUCUUAUUCUUUUAUUUCUCGAAUGAAUUUAUUUUUCUCGAUAAAUAGACAAAUUUUUUUGAAAAUAUUCUUCACCGAUAAUGGCCAUCGUCGAAGAAUUCGAUUAUCUUUGUCGUUUGUGCGCGACCAAGACUGGAAUUCUCAUGGGAUUACCAAUCUUCGAGGCUGGCGAUCAGAUGCGUAACAUCCAUAAGAAAAUCGCAGCGUGCCUUCCCGUCCAAGUUUCAAUGACCGAUCAGCUUCCUAAAGUAGUAUGCGAAGAAUGCGCAUAUAAAUUAGAUCAAUUGUUUGAUUUUCGUGAAAAAUGUUUACAUACUGAAGGUAUGUUUAUGGAAAUGUUAAAAGAAAUUAGCAAGGAUGAAACAGUGCGUAUAUCGGAGCAUAGUUUAGAAGAGGUAGCUGAAAUGAAUAUGAAUAGAAUUCAAAGGAAUAUAGAUAGAAUACAGAGUGAUAUUGAAGAAGUCCAAAAUCAUGCUAGCAUAGUUUCUCAUGAAUCAGGGGUAACGGCUAUACAUACUAUGCAAGUUAUGGAUGAAAUGGAUUUAGCUGGCGAUGAACAAGUUGUUACGCAAGAAGAUAUUGGUCAACAGGAUCAUGAUAUGGAGGUUACUGACAUUGACUGUUUAGAUGGUGAAACAGUAAGAAUGGUCGAUGAACAUAUAAGAGAAGUUUCAAAUCAUCAAAUAGCUAUGCAUUUGGAAGAUGAUAUGACUGUAGUAGGAAAUUUAACUGUAGAUGGACAUUUGAGUCAACUUGGAAUAAAUUAUGUAACUUCCAUAAAUCCAGAAACUGAAACUAGAGGACAAUUAGUGCAUUAUUGUGAAAAUGUUAAGUAUGAAUCAGUGCCUAUAAAGCAAGAAUAUCAAAGGUUACAAGAGAGAUUAAAUUCUGAAGAUCCUACACAUGUAUUAGAAAAUAAUGUACCCACCGAUGGGUUUCAUUCCUCUCAACCAGAAACAGAAAGUGAGAUAGAGGAAACAAAUGUUAGUGAAAAUGAAGUUUGUAGAAGUAUGGAUGUAAAUCAUUCAAAUGUGUUGCCCUCCACCAGUCAAUCUAAUACGGAAAAUACGGAAGUUAUUGUUGAGUAUACUAAAGAAACUAAACAUACUUUAUUAGAAUCUAUAUUAAAUAAUCCAACCAUCGAUGAGACUAAUACCCAUUGGUAUGUGUGUCCUUUCUGUAAUGAAGCUGCAAUGGAAAUGAGUAAUUUUGCAGUACAUUUUGAACAACAUUUUUGUUCAUGCUCUUGUGGUUUGUAUUUUACAAGUGUAGAAGUAUUAAAUAUUCACAAAGAACAGUGUAACUCGUAUAAAACAAAGGAAGAUAAUAAGGAAAUAAAAGUAAUAGAAUCAGAAUUAGUUCCAUCGCAAAGCAAUGAUAAUGCAGAUAUCCAAAAGAAACCAUCCACUGUAAGACAAAAAUGGACACCCAAAAUUUGUACUCAGUGUGGUAAGCAGUACAGAACCAAUUAUAAAUUACAAGAGCAUAUGCGCAAACAUACAGGAGAAAAGCCUUUCCAAUGUCUGAUUUGUGAAAAAGCAUUUCGUAGCAAGAUAGGUCUUGCACAACAUACAGCAACACAUACUGGUCAGUUCGAUUACACUUGUUCUACUUGUGGCAAAGGAUUCCAGUGUAAAAGUUAUCUGAUCGUCCAUCAGAGAGUUCAUUCGGACUUAAAACCUUAUCCUUGUAGUACUUGUGGACAAAAUUUUAAAACUAAACAAUCCUUAUUGGAUCAUCAAAAUAGGCAUCUUGGUGUAAAGCCUUACAUGUGUGAAGUUUGUGGUAGAGGUUUCAUAACUAAAGGUCUUUGUAAGAGUCAUCAGAAAAUACAUUCAGGUAUGGAUAAUCGACAGUACCCAUGCAUAGUGUGUAAUAAAAUGUUUGUCAGCAAAAGUUAUCUUAAUACACAUUUACGUAUACAUACUGGUGAGAAACCCUAUCUGUGUGAAGUAUGUGGGAAAGGAUUUUUAACGCGUGUUGAUCUUAAAAUUCAUUCCACCAUGCAUACUGGUGAGAAAAGCUUUAAGUGUGAAAUGUGUGCUAAAGUCUUCGCUAGAAGAGCAGCUUUACGAUGUCAUAGAAGAUCGCAUACGGGAGAAAGACCAUAUAGAUGUGACGUUUGCGAUAAAACAUUUACUCAAUUUAGUCCAAUGGCUAUUCAUAAACGUUUACACACUGGUGAAAGACCAUAUGAAUGUGAUAUGUGCGGCAAAGCAUUCGUAUCACGAUCGACUAUGAUGUGUCACAGAAAAAAACAUCAUAUUCCUGUGACACCUACACAAAAAGAUGUUUUAGUUUCUAACGAGGAUGCAGAAGUGAAACACAUUAUAUCAACAGAAAUAGUGCUUAGGGAAUCACAUGACGGAAUCCAUAUUACUGCUGAUUGAAUAGAAACUGGAAAAAAAAUCUGAAAUAUUAAUUUAAAUUAACAAAAAUAGGAAAAGGUAGGAAGGAAAUAACUGAUUUCAUUUGUACUUAUAUAAGAUAUAAGAUAUUUUGACCUGCAUUUAUUGUUUACUCCGUUUUAGGCUCCAUGCUCUAUGUUUUGGGACAUGUAAUAUAUAUAUAUUGUAAAAGUUUAAUGCAAGAAAGAUAUUUUUUCAAGAAU
This is a messenger RNA of Polistes canadensis, 2944 nucleotides long. Its product is annotated as zinc finger protein 2-like. The transcript is spliced from 4 exons. Bases 414 to 2723 code for a protein of 769 amino acids. Gene Ontology annotation, cellular component: nucleus. NCBI's taxonomy places the organism in Eukaryota, Metazoa, Arthropoda, Insecta, Hymenoptera, Vespidae. Gene Ontology annotation, molecular function: RNA polymerase II transcription regulatory region sequence-specific DNA binding; zinc ion binding; DNA-binding transcription factor activity, RNA polymerase II-specific. Gene Ontology annotation, biological process: regulation of transcription by RNA polymerase II. The record is from RefSeq and is a predicted model, not a curated record.